Molecule: messenger RNA, 1864 nt
Organism: Pelobates fuscus (common spadefoot toad)
Lineage: Eukaryota; Metazoa; Chordata; Amphibia; Anura; Pelobatidae
Gene: CCDC92B
Product: coiled-coil domain containing 92B
Exons: 4
Coding region: 313-1221 (302 amino acids)
Source: RefSeq, a predicted model, not a curated record
AUCAAUAGAGGAGGCCUGCAGCACUUUGUGAGGCAGGACACCCAGCCCCUUAGCACUCUGACACCAAGCCCUGAGGGAAGGCUGGAGUGUUAUUAUUGGAUGCGUGGGAUCACUGCUGCUGGUGUGGGUUUGUUUACAGCUUCACUUACUUCACAGAGCUGAGAACUUGCCCUGCACCAGACCAACCCCCACUCCCUCCCCUGUGCCCAUCACCCCAUGCCCUGCCAGCUCUGAGAGAGUCCCUAAUGAGGUGAAUCUGCAGCCCACUCUGCCCGCAUUCCUCCUUCUCUGUAGGAGCCAUUCCACGUUGUAAUGGAAACUCAGUCUCUGGAGCGGCAAAUCCAAAGUGUGCAACGUAACAUUGACUUCCUAAAAAAGGAACAGCUGGAAUUAUUACAUGAUCUUCACCAGGAGAUCCUGCGACUGCAGAAACGUUCCACGGAGCUUACGUUGGAACUAGAAUUGAAGCAAGUAGACCUUUUCCAGCAAGAUCUUUUUGAACAAGAGAUGGAGGAAAAAUGCCGGAUCCUGGAAGCAAGAUACAUUGAAAAGGAAAAAUUUACCUCUGAGCUAAAGAAAGAUCUCUAUCACCGGGAAAAUAGAGUAGCUGCACUAAGAUCCAAACUGAGGGACAAGGAGAGGAGAUUCUUGGAUGAGCUGAAAAGAAGAAGUCAUCGAGUGACGAUCCUCAACACAGAGUUGCAGAAGCAGACGGAAGCUACAGCAUAUUUGUCAUUUCAACUCCAUACCACCAAGCAGAAGCUUCUCAGUCACCAACAAGACACUGAGAUGUUUUUUCGGCCUAUUGACUUCACUGUACUUAAGCAACCGUAUAAUGAAGGGAAGGGAAAAAGGAAAACCUAUAAGAACCACAGUGUUUGGCGGCAGAUGUCAGAGUGCACGACAGCCAAAGUAUUAUCAAGAGACUCAUUUCAAAGAGAGCAAAUAACUAGCUUUGACGAUCUGGAACCUAUGCCAGAUCCAGCCCUGUUUUUAUAUCCCAAGAGGCAUGUUCCUCCUCGUCGGCACAGAUCAGAGUCCAAAUCCUCUAGCUCCCACCAUGGUGGUGCCGUAGGACUAAAUACUCAAUGUCCCGAAACGUUUUCAGCAGAAAAUGAUAAUCUAUCACCUAACAUUCCAGUCGUUAAAGCCAAGCUCCCAAAAAGUGAAAGGGGGAAACAGCAGUCCUUAGCCCGGCAUGAUUCUAGAGAUUCCGAGUAAAAUAGGACAGAUUAUUAAUACAAUAAUUACACAAAUUAAAUAUAUGUAGUAAAUAUUGACCGGAAAUAAUCUAGACAUAAAACUCGUCCUUGGCCUAUAUAUCCAUAUACAACAUGGAUAUAUUAAAGGCUGUUAUUUUAAUAGCAUUUAUUAUUGCUGUCUUCCUCUUUAUGCUAGUUUUCUUCAUGUUGUAUAUAGGCUGUACAGGACUACCAGUAUAAAAAAAAUAAUCUUUUUUUGGAUGUGUUGCCUAUAGAUUUACUUGUCAUAGAAGCAUCCUCUUUUGCUAUAGCUCUAUUUUUCUACCAAUGUUUUUGCUUUGAGAUUAUGGUGUCUGUUGCAUGAUGCAUAGUCCAGCACUGCAAUGUCUACAGGAGAAAUGUUCUUUGACCUCAUACACACAAUCAGGAUUGAUCCCCUUUGAAAAUGUAUGCAAGAAGGACAAAUCACAGCAUCAUUCUGUAAGGCAGGUUGUUCUCAUAAAUGCAAUUUGAAAUGGGGACAUAAGAAAAGAAGAAUUGAAGAAAACGUGGCUAUUCUUUUAGAAUUUAGAAAGCGCUGACUAUGGAAUACCCUAUAGAUCUUAUAUAAACUGCUGGGUAGAUAAUGAAAUCAAGGUGUAUAAUCAAGUGUACGGUAAAGA